This is a messenger RNA of Bemisia tabaci, 3950 nucleotides long. It is a transcript of the gene Ranbp16, whose product is annotated as Ran-binding protein 16. Gene Ontology annotation, biological process: protein export from nucleus. The record is from RefSeq and is a predicted model, not a curated record. NCBI's taxonomy places the organism in Eukaryota, Metazoa, Arthropoda, Insecta, Hemiptera, Aleyrodidae. Gene Ontology annotation, molecular function: small GTPase binding; nuclear export signal receptor activity. Gene Ontology annotation, cellular component: nuclear pore; cytoplasm.
UUACAUCGGGUGAGCUUGUGUGAGUGUAAGUGUAAGUGGUGUGCGUGCGUAUGAUUGCGAGCUUGUAUUCUUAAUAAUAAAUUGAUUGAAAUGGCGGAGGAGCAAGAGGUACGGCAGCUGGAGCUGUUGUGCAAACAGCUUUAUGAAUCACAAAAUCCAAAUGAAAGAAUUGAAGCAGAGAAAGCCCUCGUUGGAUUUCAGAAUGCACCAGAUACAUUAGCAAAGUGCCAGUUGCUCUUAGAUCGGGCUGAUUCCUCUUACGCGCAGCUACUCGCAGCUACAACUUUAACGAAACUCGUCUCUCGCACAGCACAGGGUCUCAGUCUUCAACAACGGGCUGACAUACGUAAUUAUGUGUUGAACUACUUAGCCACUCGGUUGAAGUUGCCCAGUUUUGUCAUUCAAGCUCUCGUCACUUUGUUCGCCAGAAUCACUAAACUUGGUUGGUUUGAUUGUGAGAAGGAUGUGUACAUUUUUCGAAAUGUUGUGAAUGAUGUUAGCAAGUAUCUACAGGGAUCUGUGGAACAUUGUAUGAUAGGUGUCCAGCUCUUGUCACAGCUGACCUCUGAAAUGAACCAAAUAUCAGAGGCUGAUGCCAACAGAUCGUUAACCAAACACAGAAAAAUUGCUUCAUCAUUCCGUGAUACCCAGUUAUUUGAAAUAUUCCGACUGUCUUGCUCUCUUCUGGGAACAGCCAGUGAAAAUUGUAAAAGUUUAAAUUUUAAUGAUGAAGCACAGCAUGGACUCAUGACACAGUUGCUGCAUUUAGCCCACAAUUGUCUGACGUUUGAUUUCAUUGGAACCUCAACGGAUGAAUCAUCAGAUGACCUGUGCACUGUUCAGAUUCCUACUAGCUGGAGACCAGCUUUUUUAGACCAUACAACGUUAAAAUUAUUUUUUGAUCUUUAUCAUUCGUUGCCUAGCUCUCUGUCCUCUUUAGCUUUGUCAUGUCUAGUGCAAAUUGCAUCAGUUAGGCGGUCUCUCUUCUGUACAACAGAGCGCGCUAAAUUCCUCACACAUCUUGUCAAUGGAGUUCGAAAUAUUCUUUUAUCCCCCCAGGGUUUGACAGAUGCAGGAAAUUACCAUGAAUUCUGUCGGCUUCUCGCAAGGCUCAAGUCAAAUUAUCAAUUAGGUGAAUUAGUAAUGGUAGAGAGUUAUCCAGAAACAAUUAGCCUUAUCGCCAAGUUCACAGUGGAAAGUUUAAGGAUGUGGCAGUUUGCUCCUAACAGUGUGCACUACUUACUUAGUUUGUGGCAGCGCAUGGUAGCCUCCGUACCGUACGUCAAGGCUACUGAACCUCACAAGCUUGAAGCUUACACGCCCGAAGUUACUAAUGCUUACAUAACCUCAAGACUGGAUUCAGUUGCAAUAGUUGUCAGGGAUGGCCUUGAAGAUCCUCUUGAUGAUCUAGGGAUGGUGUCUCAGCAACUAGAGCAGCUAUCUGUGAUCGGGCGGUGUGAAUACCAGAAGACUUGUUCCCUCCUUGUUACCUUAUUUGAUUCCAAUGCUAGGCUCUACGAGCAACUUGUUCCAUCUCCGACCACAUCACAAUUAGAGAUCUCAAUUCAAGAAGGUCGUCUAACCUGGCUCGUAUACAUCAUCGGGGCAGCAAUAGGAGGUCGAGUUUCAAUCAACUGUAACGAAGAGCAUGACGCCAUGGAUGGAGAGUUGGUUUGUCGGGUCCUACAAUUGAUGAACCUCACUGACUCAAGAUUAGCGUCUGGUGGUUGUGAAAAGCUGGAGAUGGCAAUGCUCAGUUUCUUUGAACAAUUUAGGAAGAUAUAUAUCGGUGAUCAAGUUCCAAAAAAUUCCAAAGUGUACAGAAGGUUGUCUGAUGUCCUGGGUCUGGCAGAUGAAGCCUUAGUUCUAAGCGUGUUUAUCCGGAAAAUCAUAACAAAUUUAAAAUAUUGGAGUCGAAGUGAACAAGUAAUUUCAAAAACUUUGCAGCUACUUAGUGACCUGUCCGUUGGCUACAGUUGUGUUCGGAAACUCGUCAAACUAGAGGAAGUACAAUUUAUGUUAAAUAAUCACACGAGUGAACACUUUGCAUUUUUAGGAAACGGCAUAGCUGUCAGUGAAAUGAGAUGCAGAUCUAUGUUUUACACAUCCCUCGGACGUCUCCUUAUGGUUGAACUUGGAGAGGAUGAAGAUCGGUUUGAUGUGUUUAUGCUUCCUCUGACAGCUGCUUUCGAAUCAAUAGGUGCAAUGUUGAGAAUGGCUGACACUCCAGUUUUCCAAGCAGAAGAAGCAAAAAAAGCUCUGAUCGGGUUAGCUCGAGAUUUGCGUGGUCUAGCCUACGCUUUCAAUACGAAGGCCUCCUAUGUGCUGCUAUUUGAAUGGAUAUACCCUGCCUACACACCUAUUCUACUGCACGCGUUGGAACUAUGGUACAGAGAACCUCAAGUUACCACUCCUGUGUUAAAACUGUUUGCUGAAUUGGUUCACAAUCGAUCUCAAAGGUUACAAUUUGAUGUGUCCUCUCCUAAUGGUAUAUUGUUAUUUAGGGAAGCUAGUAAAAUACUUUGUACUUACGGAAGUAGAGUGUUAACAAUUGAAGUGCCCAAAGAACAAGCGUAUCCAAUGAAGUUGAAAGGAAUAUCAAUAUCCUUCUCAAUGUUGCGAGCUGCCAUGUGUGGAGGUUAUGUUAAUUUUGGUGUAUUUAGACUCUAUGGAGACACAGCCUUAGACAAUGCCUUGAAAAUUUUUAUUAAAAUGCUUUUGUCUACUCCUCUCUCAGAUCUACUGGAUUACCCUAAGCUGUCUCAAACCUAUUAUGUUCUUCUGGAAUAUCUUGCCCAAGACCACAUGUCAUUUCUCGCCACGCUUGAACCGUCUGUAUUUUUGUACAUCGUUUCAUCAAUAUCAGAGGGUCUUACUGCAUUAGGUGCGAACCCAGUAUCUCAUACAGAUACGAUGGUUUGUACAGGUUGCUGCGCUACUCUUGAUUAUAUUGUAACCUAUCUUUUCAAACAAAUCACCAACAAAGGUAAAAAACCAAGAAGAAAUCAGCCAGUUCCAAAUGAUAUGUUCCUACAAGUAUUGGAGCUUCAUCCAGAAAUCUUACAACAAAUCCUCAGCACGGUUCUCAACAUAAUCAUGUUCGAAGAAUGCCGAAAUCAGUGGUCAAUGUCAAGACCUCUUCUCGGUCUCAUCUUGCUCAAUGAAGAAUAUUUCAACCAACUGCGAGAAAAUAUUAUCAGAAGUCAGCCGCCAGAUAAGCAAGCAGCCAUGGCACAGUGGUUUGAAAAUUUAAUGGAUGGAAUCGAAAGAAACCUACUAACUAAAAACCGUGACAGGUUCACCCAAAAUUUAUCAAUGUUCCGAAGAGAUAUUAAUGAUUCGUUGAAAGGCCCAAAUACAACUGUGCCGAGUAGUGAUAUGAUGACCUCCUAGUGAUCUUUCCUUCAAGACUGCUUUUUAAAUCCUUACUUGUAAAAUUUUAUUCAGGUAUAUUAUUAUAGUUGCAUAUAACUAUGAAAUCAUUGUCACAUUUUACUUUGCUUCUCUUGUUUCUUUGGAAAAACUGCUCAUAAUUUUGCAAGUGUUUUAAGGACUUGUUUUUUGUUUUUGUAAGAAUUGUUUCAAAAGUUGAGCAUCUUAGGUGCUGUGUUUGGAUUUUCAUUUUCUAGCUCUGCAAUAGCCGUCGAUAUUUCUAACAUAUAUUCGCAAAUGCGAACUUUAGAAAUGAUUUCAUAUUUGUAUCGCGUCAAAAGGUUUUAAUGGUCUACUCUUAUAGUAGAUGAAAAACUGUAUUUUUGUAUCAUCUGGUUAAUGUUUUUAUAUUUGUAUGUAUGUAAUUAUGUUUUUGUUUAAGCAUGAAAAGUGGAUUGAAUACUCCUUGAAUUUAAUGUUGGGACAAAAUUGAUUUUUAUGUUUCUAUUUAUUUUACAUAGCGUAUGUUUGGAAAACAUGCAGUUGCAUUUUUCAUUAAAUAAUUUGUGAAGAAUGAA